CCCCCCCCUCCCUUCCCCGUUGCUCCGCCAGUGUCGGGCGUCUUAUCGUCGUCGAGGGACCUGGGCAUGAGUCCGCGCAGCUUACCAGAGCAGCUGGUUUCUGCUCACGCCGAAUCUUCUGCUGGCAGAGAUUCCGUCUCCAGUCUGUCGUCAAGUCACCAUCACUCCAGAUCCUCCCUACUCUCCUCCCACAAAUCCGUCACCGCGAUCCCCCCAAGCCUGUUGCCGUCCGCGCCUGCCUCCCCUCCCACCCCGGCGCCGAGUCCUACGCCAAACCAGCGACUGCCGAGUUGGCACUCGGUCGAUGAGGAGGAGGAUGCCUUUCUCCUGAACGCCCGAAUCCAUUUCAGCUCGCUGUCGAGCGCCAAGAGACAGAAAUUCCUCGUGGGCAUUCUGGGCCUGUGCGAUAACCAGCAACUCAGUUUCGUCUCCAGUUAUGUCGGGCCUCGCUUAAGGAAGGACCCCUUUCAGGUUUUCCCAACCGAACUUUGUCUCAGGGUGCUCUCCUUCAUCGACGACCCCAAGACCCUCGCGAGAGCAUCCCAGGUUUCACGCCGAUGGCGAGAGUUGCUGAACGACGACAUCACCUGGAAAAACCUCUGCGAAAAGCACGCCUACACAGCCCGGCGGAUGUCAGAAGGCGAUCGAGAUUCCCUUGCCUCGUCCCGCGCCCACUCUUACCAGAUCGUGCCUGGCGCACGCUCUUGGAACAGUUUUCAAAGGAAGCUGUCUGCUUCGAGCUACCAGCCUGCAGAGAGUUUUUCGGAUUUCUCUCAGUCGGUUGCCAGCGAGUUGUCUGCGUCGACCAGAACCCCGACGCAGAAACGGCGGGCCCGGCCCCUGUCUUAUCGGUCUCAUUUCAAACAGAAGUACAUGGUUGAAUCAGCAUGGAAUAAAGGAGGUAGAUGCACGCAGCGGCCUAUUACUCCAGAGCAAGGCGUCGUCACAAGUCUUCACCUUACUUCGAAGUAUAUAGUGGUCGCUCUGGAUAAUGCAAAGAUUCAUGUCUACGACACCAACGGAGAGAAUCAGAAAACACUGCAGGGUCAUGUUAUGGGUGUGUGGGCGAUGGUUCCAUGGGAUGACAUUUUGGUGAGCGGUGGUUGUGAUCGGGAAGUUAGAGUUUGGAACAUGGCGACCGGCGCGGGAAUCCACCUUUUACGCGGCCAUACAUCCACUGUUCGCUGCCUGAAGAUGUCGGACGAAAACACGGCCAUCUCAGGGUCCAGGGAUACCACUUUGCGGAUAUGGGAUCUUGCCACGGGCACAUGUAAAAAUGUCUUGUUUGGGCAUCAAGCGAGUGUCCGCUGCCUGGCCAUUCAUGGAUCACUAGUUGUCUCUGGGAGUUACGAUACAACUGCCCGCAUAUGGAGCAUCCCUGAAGGGCGCUGUCUGAGGACGCUCUCGGGCCACUUCAGCCAGAUCUAUGCUAUUGCUUUCGACGGACGACGGAUUGCAACAGGCAGUCUGGAUACCAGCGUCCGGAUAUGGGAUCCGCACUCUGGUCAGUGCCAUGCCAUAUUACAAGGCCACACCUCUCUGGUCGGGCAGUUGCAAAUAAGAGGCGAUACCUUGGUCACUGGUGGCUCCGACGGGUCGGUCCGAGUUUGGUCGCUCACCCGGAUGGUUCCCAUCCACAGAUUGGCCGCCCAUGAUAAUAGCGUCACCAGCCUACAGUUUGAUAGCACUCGCAUUGUCAGCGGAGGCAGCGACGGUCGCGUCAAGAUCUGGAGUCUGCAGACGGGUCAGUUGCUCCGGGAGCUUUCUGCCCCCGCCGAGGCCGUCUGGAGAGUGGCUUUCGAGGAUGAAAAGGCCGUCAUCUUGGCGAACAGGGGCGGUCGUACCGUAAUGGAGGUCUGGUCUUUUGCUCCGCCGCCAGAAGACAACCCUGACGAUUUGGUCAUCCUUGAGAGUGCCUCGAGCACUCCUGGUCUGCGUCCGAUGAGAGAAGGGAGCCAUGAUCUCUCUGCAGUCAGUGGUAGGCGCAGAGCCAUAUUCUCCGACCCUCCUCCAGCAAUAUCGUUAGGAACCGAAGCCGACCAGCCGAUGGCGGAUGCACCGUCCUCCUAGCCAUCCACAACCGUCCCCAAAUGACCCGCACCCCUCGAGGGCUUUUCUUCCGGCCUAGAUUUUGGUCUUAUCUUCCCAAGGUGCCUUAAUUGUCUCCGCCGUUUAACUGCUGUCGACUCCUCGGAGCUCCCGAGAUACCCGGCCCGGAAUAUGGUCUAUAUUUCUGCCAUCUGGGGG
Messenger RNA from Penicilliopsis zonata CBS 506.65, 2247 nucleotides. RefSeq lists its product as hypothetical. The transcript is spliced from 4 exons. NCBI's taxonomy places the organism in Eukaryota, Fungi, Ascomycota, Eurotiomycetes, Eurotiales, Aspergillaceae. Bases 67 to 2070 code for a protein of 667 amino acids. The record is from RefSeq and is a predicted model, not a curated record. Gene Ontology annotation, molecular function: protein binding.